AAACAUCAACUAAUGGGCAUGCGCCGUAAACAUAAGGAAGUGCGGAAACAUUUAUGCGCUUUUUUCAGCUGAGUUGGUUCAUUUCUAAAGCUGGUACUUUGUGCUCCAUAUUAUUGAUCUAACCCGGGAUAGUUUGAUCCCGUAGACCGGACUAAAGCUGUGAGGGAAGGCGGACUUAAAGAUGCCCCGCAGAAAGAGGACCGCCGGUAGCAGUUCAGAUGGGACCGAGGACUCAGACUUUUCGGCCGACCUGGAGCCCACAGAGUCUGAGAGCGCACGCAGACGCAGCAGCACACGGCUGACCAGAGCAUCUGCACGACGGAGCCAGAGCGCACAAGAGAACUCCAGCUCGGUUCGGUGCAGUUCUCCUGCAGCCGUGGGUCCAGACGAAGGCCUCGACUCAGCGGCAGAGUCUGCAGCAGCAGCAGAAGAGGAGGAGGAGGAGGAGGAGCAGCAGGAGGAGCAGGAGGAGGAACAGGCCACAUCUGUGUUGUCGUCCGGACGCAGGGUGACGCGCAGCCAGCAGGGGGCGACAAACAGCAGCAGUACAGCCAAGAAGUACCCACUGAGACAGAGCAGAUCUACUGGAUCUGAUACAGAGGGACAGGAUCUGAAGCAGGGGGCGGACCGGGAUGAGACCCCCCCCCGCACCCCCACGGGCAACGCCCCAUCCUCGGAGUCCGACAUCGAAGUGUCCAGCCCCGGCAACGACCCGGUGUCGUCCGGCAACGACGUCGUAGUUUCACAAGAAGAAGACGAGAGGUUGGCCAAGGAGCUGUCACUCAAAGAGGCCGCCGCCCACGACCUCUCCCACCGCCCCAAACGCCGGCGUUUCCACGAAAGCUACAACUUCAACAUGAAGUGUCCCACGCCAGGAUGCAACUCACUGGGUCAUUUAACCGGCAAACAUGAGAGACAUUUCUCUAUAUCAGGAUGUCCUCUAUACCACAACCUAUCUGCUGACGAAUGCAAGGGGAAGGCAACGACACGAGACAAACAGAGUGAGGAGAGGACGCUGUCGCACCGCCAAGAUGAAAACAGACACUCUACAAGGAACCAGGCGCCCAGCGACCGUCAGCUGCGAUACAAGGAGAAGGUGACGGAGCUGAGGAGGAAGAGGAACUGUGGCCUCAACAAGGACCAGAAGGACAAGUACAUGGACCAUCGUCAGAGUCAUGGGUCCAGUCGGGAGCCUCUUCUGGAGAACAUCACCAGUGACUACGACCUGGAGCUGUUCAGGAAAGCGCAGGCACGUGCCUCGGACGACCUUGAGAAGCUGCGUUUGUCUGGUCAGGUGUGUGAGGGCAGUAACAUGAUUAAGACCAUGGUGUUUGGACGCUACGAGCUGGACACCUGGUACCACAGCCCCUACCCAGAGGAGUAUGCCCGCCUGGGGAGGCUCUACAUGUGCGAGUUCUGCCUCAAAUACAUGAAGAGCCAGACCAUCCUGAGACGCCACAUGGCUAAGUGUGUGUGGAAACAUCCUCCAGGUGAUGAGAUCUACAGAAAAGGAAACAUUUCUGUGUUUGAGGUGGACGGAAAGAAGAACAAGAUCUACUGUCAGAACCUGUGUCUGUUGGCCAAACUCUUCCUGGACCACAAGACUCUGUACUACGACGUGGAACCGUUCCUGUUCUACGUCAUGACUGAAGCAGAUACCACCGGAUGCCACCUGGUCGGGUACUUCUCUAAGGAGAAGAACUCCUUCCUGAACUAUAAUGUGUCCUGUAUCCUCACCAUGCCUCAGUACAUGAGGCAGGGCUUUGGAAAAAUGCUCAUCGACUUCAGUUACCUUUUGUCCAAAGUGGAGGAGAAGGUGGGUUCUCCGGAGCGCCCCCUGUCUGACCUGGGCCUCAUCAGUUACAGGAGCUACUGGAAGGAGGUGCUGCUGCGAUACCUCAACAACUUCCAGGGCAAAGAGAUCUCCAUCAAAGAGAUCAGUCAGGAGACGGCGGUGAACCCAGUGGACAUCGUCAGUACUCUUCAGUCUCUGCAGAUGCUCAAGUACUGGAAGGGAAAACACCUGGUGUUAAAGAGACAGGACCUCAUUGACGACUGGAAGGCGAAGGAAACCAAACGAGGAAACAGCAAAACCAUCGACCCCACCGCCUUAAAGUGGACUCCACCCAAGGGGACGUAGAGGGAGGGGCUUCUGUUCACACACACGUACACACAGACACAUGCACACACACGCACACACACAUGCACACACACACACACACACACACGCACGCACACACACCUGCACACACGUACACGCACACACACACACACACACACACACACACACUGUUAGUCUGGGUUCAGCAGCCGCUCACAUCUGACUCCGCCCACCCCACCCUGAGCCCACCCAGGCCACGCCCCCACAUCAUUGUACCAAACAGAGUUGUGUCUAGAG
This is a messenger RNA of Sphaeramia orbicularis (orbiculate cardinalfish), 2398 nucleotides long. Its product is annotated as histone acetyltransferase KAT7-like. Gene Ontology annotation, biological process: regulation of transcription by RNA polymerase II. The coding region runs from base 182 to 2140 and encodes 652 amino acids. The transcript has 15 exons. The record is from RefSeq and is a predicted model, not a curated record. Gene Ontology annotation, cellular component: histone H3-K14 acetyltransferase complex; chromatin; nucleus. Lineage: Eukaryota; Metazoa; Chordata; Actinopteri; Kurtiformes; Apogonidae. Gene Ontology annotation, molecular function: zinc ion binding; chromatin binding; histone H4 acetyltransferase activity.